AUGGAAGCUGCUUGGAAGGCUUUCGUUGUGCGACUAGACCCCACCUUGGAAACUUCAACUGCUGGAAAAUUCAGGCAUGUUCGUGCCUGUGACUUUGGCAAGGUGCAACAGCAGGUGCUCUUGCACAUCAGUAAGCUGGAGCAAGAAUCUGGUAACCGAAUGUGUGUCAUGUCAGACAUUUUGGACAGGCUGCACCCUGCUGCCCGGCAACAAGUAGAGGCCAUGAUGCCAGCAGUAAGCGCGGAUGUGGAGAGUGCAGCCGAAGCAUACGCUGCCAUCCAGAAGUGGCUGAUGGCGAACCGUUUUUGGAUCUUCACAGACCUGCCGAAGUCCUGGUGCAUUGUCCAUCAGCAGGAAUGCCUGUUGUUCCCAGAGCAGCCUGGACCUUGCUGCAAGAGGCAGAAGAUGCAGGAGCCCUCAGGCAUCCACAUCAACUUCGCGGGCAACACCUGCAAAGGAUGGAGCAGUGUUGGAUCGAACCGCCGGUUCGGCGACAAGUCGGAACUUGUUCACGCUGUUUGGCUCAGCGAGCGUGCAAGGCGUGGGGAAAGAGGCGGGGAACACCUGUUCAUCUCUGAGUGCACGGUUAGAUACCCGUGCGAGGAGAAACUCAGCAAGCCUCUGGAGGGUGCCCAUGAAGUCCUUCACAUCACAGCGGGCCCGGACAUGUUGGGGUGGCCAGUGCGCCGUCCAAGGAACCUGAGCUGCGGAUUGAGCAAGGCCAACAUGGCCUGGCUAGGGCCGACAGGGGCGGCGCUUCAAGCCGACUUUGAGGCUUUCUUCCGAAGGAGCUUGGCUUCCACAGGCGACAUUUUCCUUGUGUCCCCGGAGGCGGAGGUCUUGGCAGAACAGCAGAGGCUGGGCGAGCAGCGUGGUUACAAGGUGACGGACAUCAUCUAUGGCGUGAACAGUUCUUUGCACACCCCAGGUCAAAUUCUCAGACACGCAGACUAUGAGAAGAAGAGGCUGUUGCAAAACCGGAGCUCCAGCACCUUCUUUGCUGACCUGGACCAGAACUGCAAUGCAGGCACAUCGUCGGCCGGAGUGUUGAUUCCGACACAGCUCAGCCACGGUAGCCUUUUUGCAUGGAGCGCGAAGCGCCAGAUGACCAUGCAGGAAGUAUGGCUGUCUCAUGGCUUCAACCUUCUUCCCCAGAGCACGGGCAAUUCAAUGGAGUGUAGAAUUUCAAGUUGUCUGGGGCGCCUAACCCCGAAGCAGCAGCAAGAACUCGUUGGAAACGGGUGGCACAUGGGGGUGCUGGCCUGUUGGAGUAUGUACGUGUUUGCCCACAGCAUCAAGAUCAACCGUACCAUGUCUCUUAUGCCAGAAAGAUCCCUUUUGAAAAAAGGGGGCUCUCAAUUCUACAGUGGUUGCUCUGGCAGUUUUGAUGAUGAUAAGGAGUCCUCAGGCGCAGAGCGUCCAACUGUUCAGGCUCAGAGUGAGUGA
Symbiodinium pilosum is the source of this 1446-nucleotide messenger RNA. The record is from the annotation of a GenBank genome assembly. Lineage: Eukaryota; Dinophyceae; Suessiales; Symbiodiniaceae.